CUCAAGAUUAUUAUUCUCGGUCUUCGUUAAAUCCUAUGCCUAACGCACAUUGAGUCAUUAAUAUUAUCGCUCCAAGAAAAGAAUCUAUUAGCAUUAUGCUCCUCUUCAUGAGCGUUUACUGCAAUAAUUUAACUAGUUAAGUUUUUAUUGGUGGAUCAACCAGUCGCGUACAGUGAGUGAACAAUUUAGGGAGUGCUGUGUGUGAUUUUUUUCAACGCUGCAUCCACAAAAUAAAGAACAUGCUUUGAAAAUAAUGGGUCCAGGAUGUAUUUGGAUUUUGUUCACGUGCUUCUUGAUAAAUAAUACUUUGGCUUCAACCUGUGGCAAAGAAGCAAAAUGUAGCAUCAACAGAAUCCACGGAAUGAAGGCAGCGGACUGCUUUAAUCAAAACAUCAGGAUGUUCCCGCAGUGUUUAAGCAGUGAUUUACAGGUUUUGGACAUCUCUCAAAACCGUAUAAGAAAGCUGGAUAAAAAAGACCUGAAACGUUAUUCCGGUUUAAAAAUGUUGUACUUAUCAGACAACCUAAUACGUUUGAUUCAGGAUGAAGCAUUUGAAGGAAUGAACGAUCUGACAACAAUAGAUCUAUCCUGGAAUGCGAUUGAGGUGGUACCUCCCUUGAUUUUUCAACUGCCUUCACUCAAAACUCUAUAUUUGGGCCACAACAACAUCAACAUCGCCGACACUUUCGAUCAAAUUAAAUCAAUAUCUAGUCCCUUGUCCAAUUUACAUUUGGAUUAUAUCUCUGAAGAUGGACCGGUGCCGUUUCCUAGUUUAGGUGUAGUUCCUUUGUUGACAAGGCUUAACAUUUCGGGCACCGAUUUUGACGAUAUGACUCCAAAACAAUUCGCUGGACUGUGCAAUCUCAAGACAAUAAUCAACGAGAACACUACUGUGGAGUUUAUUAACAGGUGCGACUGUUGGAGGAUAAAUCGGUGGUUGAUUAGGCGGCGGGUGGAAUUCAAAGCCUUCGAGUGUGACAUCGAUGGCAGCGAGUGUGCCAUGGAAAUAAGCGAGGAGGACCUUAAGACAUUCCAAGACUGCGAAGUGUUCGCUGAAAAGAUGACAAGAACUCAAAAAUUAAACAAAGGAUUAAUUUAUGCCGGCAUUAUCGCCGGUAUUUUUGUCUUGUGCAUAUUAGUGUACAUUAUUUAUCAAAAAACGAACCGAAUUAAGCCGAGACUUAAUCAAAAAAGUACCGUCAAUCUUCUAUGAGGAACUACUAAAGAAAUGUGAUAUUUGUGUUUAUCAAAACUAGUUGAAUAGUUAGAUUUUGUAUUAUUAGUUUAUAAUUUAUUAUUGAUUAAAUUGAUUUUUAAUAAAAAA
Aethina tumida (small hive beetle) is the source of this 1324-nucleotide messenger RNA. RefSeq names its product leucine-rich repeats and immunoglobulin-like domains protein 2 (gene Lapsyn). Gene Ontology annotation, cellular component: extracellular matrix. The record is from RefSeq and is a predicted model, not a curated record. The coding region runs from base 254 to 1213 and encodes 319 amino acids. NCBI's taxonomy places the organism in Eukaryota, Metazoa, Arthropoda, Insecta, Coleoptera, Nitidulidae. The transcript is spliced from 4 exons. Gene Ontology annotation, molecular function: protein binding.